This is a messenger RNA of Anarrhichthys ocellatus (wolf-eel), 3075 nucleotides long. RefSeq names its product phosphatase and actin regulator 1-like. The coding region runs from base 811 to 2652 and encodes 613 amino acids. The record is from RefSeq and is a predicted model, not a curated record. Gene Ontology annotation, molecular function: actin binding. Gene Ontology annotation, biological process: cell motility; stress fiber assembly. The transcript has 12 exons. NCBI's taxonomy places the organism in Eukaryota, Metazoa, Chordata, Actinopteri, Perciformes, Anarhichadidae.
GUAAAAUGCAGAAAUGCAGGAAAUUGGUUAAUAUAUUAAUUGAAUCUGGUUCAGCAGCGUUUUCAUCCUCUAAUGUUUGGCUAUAUUCCCUUUUAAAAUAAAUGAUUAACUAGACUCUGUCUCUCAGAUUAAUUAACUCCUCUGACUAAAUAAUAAUAUGUUGGUUAGAUAAAAAGCACAUCCUAACUCACUGUUUUUGUGCAAAUAUCAUGCUCAUGAAAUGUAUUACGUCGUAGUGGUUAUUAUUGUUUUUAAAAAUACAGAAAAUGGUUUGUCAUGUAAUGUAACUUGUUAAAAAAGAACAGAGACUGGGAUCCUAUUAUCAGACGGGCAAUUUUUCCUCCGUCAACGCCGGCCUAUUAGAGGAGCGCACCGGGCAGCCAAUCACAGGCCCUCCCUGCUCGGCUCCACUAAUCGCGGAUUAGCUACAAACGACUGCAGUCUGCAGCUCAGGGAGGGAGAGGUAGUCGCUGCCGCUCACUACUCACUCUCCGGUUUAUUAUUAGCUCGCUUGGAUCCGGCAGCAGAGCUUCUUUCUUCUUUUUUUUGUCUUUCUCAGCAGCAGCAGCGACUUUAGCAUUGCGCCGCCGAGCAGCUGCACGUUACCGGGAUCUCAGGUAAAGGUGUGUGGGGGCGACACGGCAGAGACGAGCGGCUGUUGGCUUUUUUUCGGCUCGAUGGAAGCCGCUACUGCAGGUCAGGUACGACUCAAUUGAUGGGCCUUUUUUAAUUUUUUAUUUAAAUUGAAGCCACGCCGUCGUUCACACAGAAGCACUGCUCUGCUCUCGCGCCCCCUUCCCCACCACCCCGAUGUUCAAGACGGCCAAUUACCCGACGGUGGACCCCGCGCCCACCAUCAUGCACGGCACUUGGUUUGCCACGGGGUGCCGAGCAACGCCCGUGGCGGUGGAGAAGCCGAAGAAGAAGAAGGCGGCGUUCAGCCUGGUCAAAAUCAUGUCCCUCGGCAACAAGAAAGGACACGGCCAGCAUCCGCAAAGCCACAACUACCACAACACCUACCACCACCAGCAGCAGCAGCACCACCACCACCAGCACCACAACAACAACAUGCCCUUCGCCAUCCACUGCCACAUCGGGAAGGAGAUCAAGCACAUUUGCAGCAAUUGCAGUCGCGGGAACGACACGCAGGACGCUGAGGAAGUAGAGAGGCUGGCCGCCAUGCGUUCAGAGUCUUUGCUCUCCGGCACCCACACUCCGCCCAUCCGUCGCCGGAGCAAAUUUGCCACUCUGGGACGCCUCCUUAAGCCCUGGAAAUGGAGGAAGAAGAAGAGUGAGAAGUUCAAGCAGACAUCAGCUGCUCUGGAAAGGAAGAUGUCAAUGCGACAGAGCAGAGAUGAGUUGAUCAAGAGAGGAGUGCUGAAAGAGAUCUUUGAAAAAGCCACCGUUGAGUUCGGCUCCUCGAUGGACGGCAGAGUGUGCACUAAGGAGUCCUCUAUGAAGUCGUCUAUGGUCCUGCCCACCAAGAAAUCUGUCACCUACUCUGGAGACCUUCAGGAUAACCCCGUCAAGUACCACAAACAGCCUCCCGCUCUCCCUCCCAAGCCUUUCUCUAGGAUCCCGAACCACAGCACAGAUUCUUGCAAGCCAAUGAAGUUGCCCUGUAUGCCCGGGGGAAAGCACUCUCCGCCCCUUCCUCCCAAAAAAGUGAUGAUUUGUGUGCCUACAGGGGGAAUGGACUCCUCUGGCUCCCCGUCUCCGUCCCCCAACCCCCUCUGCGCUCUCUCCCAAAAGUGCGGCCCUCCCCAGGGCAUGUCCCUCCACCAUGGCACCCUGCUGCCCUCCCAGCUCGCCGCGCUCUCCGGCCUCCACCAGAGCCACGGCCACCCGCUCCAGCUCCAGUACGGCAGCUUGCACAUGCCGAGCCGCAUCAUCGAGGAGCUCAAUAAAACCCUGGCGCUCUCCAUGCAGAGGUUUGAAAGCUCGGCGUUGCACGGCAUUGGUCAGUGUCUUCCCCUGGACAGGAGAGAAGUGCCGUCCGUGAUCAUCGACUACGAGGACGACAAGGAGAACAUGCCCAACGAGUGCGACUACGAGGAUCUGCCCAGCAUGUACAAGGACGAGGACGACGACGUGGAUGACGACGAGGACGACGAUGACGAAGACGACGACGCCAUAUUUACAAGUACCCUGGCUCAGAAGGUGCUGAGGAAAGACUCUCUGGCCAUCAAGCUGAGUAACCGUCCAUCCAAAAGGGAGCUGGAGGAGAAAAACAUCCUGCCCGUGCAGACCGAUGAGGAGCGACUGGAGUCCAGGCAGCAGAUCGGCACCAAACUCACGAGGCGCUUGAGUCAGAGGCCGACGGCGGAGGAGCUGGAGCAGAGGAACAUCCUCAAACCUCGCAACGAGCUAGAGGAAAUAGAGGAGAAGAGGGAGAUAAAACGAAGGCUAUCACGAAAGCUGAGCCAGAGGCCCACUGUAGAGGAGCUGAGAAUGGCCAAGAUUCUCAUCCGAUUCAGUGACUACGUGGAGGUGUCGGACGCCCAGGACUACGACAGGCGGGCAGAUAAACCCUGGACCCGGCUCACAGCAGCUGACAAGGCAGCUAUACGCAAGGAACUCAACGAUUUCAAGAGCCACGAGAUGGAAGUGCACGAGUCAAGUCGCCAUUUAACCAGGUUUCACAGACCAUAGUAGACCACCACUGUCUCGAGCAGUGCCGGACCGGCGCUCUCCUCCACUGAGAACCUUAAGUGCUGGAUGGUAAAAUGGUGCCCGUUUCUACAAUAAGGCCAUGUCUUCUGAAAUGCCUUUUUCAAGACCCACGCGACUGAGUCGGUACCAGGCUUUACAGGACGCAAACACCCACCAAUCCAUCCACCAUAGUAGCACACAAAUGACUCUGGCCGAUUCACACGCCGCCCCUCCAUGGAAUUAGCUCCGACCCCCGUCUUCUCAGCCUCUCCGCUGAGCUCUCAGGCUGGCGCUCAGACAGCGGGGAGGGUCUUUAUGUUCUCAAUCGAACGAGGGCGACCGUACCUCGGCUCAUCGACGACACCGGUGGACUCGUCUCAGUGGACGUGUUUUUAAUCCCCUCUCCUUUUAUUAUACUGUCAC